Messenger RNA from Temnothorax curvispinosus, 11039 nucleotides. RefSeq lists its product as uncharacterized. The transcript is spliced from 5 exons. NCBI's taxonomy places the organism in Eukaryota, Metazoa, Arthropoda, Insecta, Hymenoptera, Formicidae. Gene Ontology annotation, biological process: regulation of transcription by RNA polymerase II. The record is from RefSeq and is a predicted model, not a curated record. Gene Ontology annotation, molecular function: RNA polymerase II transcription regulatory region sequence-specific DNA binding; DNA-binding transcription factor activity, RNA polymerase II-specific. Gene Ontology annotation, cellular component: nucleus. Bases 1030 to 7431 code for a protein of 2133 amino acids.
UGCUUCACGUGCUACGCAUGCACAACAGCACAAAGAAAUUCCCGCCGCCGGGGAGAAUUGCCCAUUGUCCCUCUUGUGCCUUGUGCCUUCUGCCUUCCUGUUACAUAUUCCGACCUCGACCCUCGACUUCCCGUGGCAGGGAAGAACGGUGUAAGAAGCUAAAGAACCAUGACUCUCCGGCGACGUGCGUCAACUUGACACUCACGAAUCACGAUCGGUCGUCGGCGGGUCGGCGAGACGAGAGCAACGAACACGUGAGAGUCACGCGACAAGACGAACGAACGAACGGAUUCGCGUCAUUCGCGACGAGGUAAGGCUUUGAAUUGAAGUCGCGAGCGAGCGGUGGAUUCGAGGCGAUCGAAAUCCAAGGAGGUCAACGUAUCGAGAAAACUCACUUCGGCUCACUUUGCCAGUUACGACGCACCACGUGUCGUCAUCGCGGUAUAAACUAAUCUAACCUAACCUGAGCUGCGCGCGAGGAGAGGUCCAAAUAUCGUCGUUGACGCCUGCUGGGAAAGCUUCGCGCCGCGCUUGAGCCAGUUGAGCCUCGAGAUCUCGACCAAACGACGCGGAGGCGCGAAGUGGGAGUAGUGGGACUCCGCUUAAUCCGCAUUGCCGCAUUGUGUCUUGUGUCUUGGAGCGCGCGAGAAAAAGCCGCUACGAUCGGCUAACCUGUAUAUGAUCUGUACGUCGAGCAGCUCGAACAAAACGAUUGGGUGAUUUAUCGAGGAAGUCAGUAUGUGUCAAUAUAUAAGUUAACGCAGGAAUAAUGCAUGACUCAUCGGCGGCGAAUGGAUCCUUCGGCGAGUUUCGAGUCAGUUUUCUUCAGUACGUCGAGAUAUCGAUCACAUUUUAGGUUAGGAGGAAGCUGCAAGUAAAUAACAAUACGAUUUUCUAACUCCUGGAAGUAGUGAGGUAGAUUUUUCUACGUUCCUUACAUGGAGCAAAAAAGUUUUAAAUAUUGAUUAACCUUGGUUGUAAAUUCAGACCGAAGGUCAUUAACACUAAGAAAAUAUUUUAAACAAGUUUAUGGACUCCGACGAGGAACUGUUUGAUGCGACACCGAGUUGUAGUACUUCAACGAACACGAGUUUGAACUUGACGCAGCAAACAAAGGAUUUAACGCUGGAUUCAACCCAAGAGAGAGAUUCCAAUAAUGUGACGACAAAAAAUAUUUCGGUAAAACUUACGCGUUUACCAAAUGCAAAGAUAGAGGAAGAGCUGCAGACACAUUUGCAUUUAGCUAAAAAGAAAAGACGUUUUUCAUGGAAAUUUGGACGAUCUGAGAAAAACAAAAAGCGAAAAAAAUCCUCUUUUUUUAUACCUUCGAGAUCUCUACAAUUCCAAAAGAUGGAACCUACCACCGAAGAUACAUCGAUACUGUCAAAAGAUAGAGAAAAUGAAGAAAAUGCACCCUUGAACGAAUCGUAUGAUGUUGAAGUAUUAUCCGAAGGAGAUCAGGAGAAUGAACAGGAUGCACAGAGCGAGACUAAAAGUUUCAUUUCAUCACCGAGUCAAGCGCAGAAAGAAGUAGAGGAAGAAGAAGAAGAAGACUCGUAUGCCGCUAAAACUUAUGUAUGCGCACGUACUUUACCUUACGAAUUUCAUCGGAAAAGUGGCAAAAUGUUUGAUGAUGGAACCAUUGUAAAAAAUACCACUCCUUCACUUUUGUUGUCACCAAGUAGCAAGAACGCAGAGCCGAGUUUGCACAGCAACACAUCCUAUCUGUCUGAGUGUUCGUCUUCAAAUAGUGCAAACGCGACGAAAAGACUGAUUCAUUCAAAAUUGAAAUUUAUGGCCAAAAGAGUGAAGGGAAAUCAAUUGGAUGAAUGGAAAUUUAAAAGAAAAUAUACUUCAUCUGACAGUGAAAUUGAAGAGAUACCUGUAAAAAAAAGGUGUCGAAGAAUAUCGAAUGAAUCUGAUGAUGAAGAUUCAUCUGUAAGUAAUGCAGAAGCGAUUGAUAAUAAUAAUAAAGAUAACAAAGAUAAUAAUCGGAGUAAAUCUAGUUUGUCUCUUGAAAAGAUUGAUAAAAAGGAAAUGGAUAUACAGAUUAAAUCGGCUCGGGUUAUUUUAACAAGAUUGGAAGAAAUGGAAGAUGAGAAUGUUAUCAAGUGGCGAGAGAUCAAAACGAAGCCUUUGGAUAUUACCGCAUCUGAACCAUUAGAAGAACAACAAUUGGACCGACUGGAGCUAGUACCAAAUUUGGUAACUUUAGAAUCUCAAGCGCAAGAAGACGGGUUGUUGGAAACACAAGAGCCUUCUAUUUCUAAGGAUUCUCCAUUAUCUAAGAACGUUGAAAGACGCCGUGCGCUAAAGUCAAGGUUGAAUAAGCUAAGGAAGAAAUAUAAGUUGUUCAGGAAGCCUAGAGUUCUAAUGAUAGAUCUGGAUACUUUAUGUUCUUCCAAGGAUGGCAGAUACUCGGCGACUGAGGUCGAUCGUUUAACGAAGAAAUAUGUGACCUUUGUGAUAAAUUCUAAUAACCAACAUAAAAUUCGUAGGUCAAAGACGUAUAGACACGCGCACUUACAAAAGAGAAGUACGCAGAGAAUACCAAUAGACGCAGAAAAUACCGCAGAAGAUAAUAAUACAAGUCCUACUUUGUCCAGAAGACAAAGUACGAACGAAAUAUUUAAAUCACGGUUUACAGAAAAAAGUUCAAUAAAAGACGUUCAAACCGCACAAAACAGCGAUGAAGAUGUGCCGUUCAAGAUCCACCGAAAGUUCAUCCAAAAUCGGAGUAAAUCUUCAUCAUCAUCAGGGACGUCCGAGAAGAGUGGUCCUUCGUCACAGAAGCGUUUAGAAAUAUGGCGAAAUGCAUUUCGCAAAAUUAUGACCUCGGAACAACCGCAAAAGAAAACCACUUCUGCGCAGUCAACGUCAACAUCACAAACACCCUCCAUUUCGCGAAAAUCGCCGAAGAAAUCGGUGGUUGCGAGAUGUGAGAGUGUUUAUACUUUGCCUUCCACAUCUACGUCUUCCCCAAAACACAGUACACUGGUCGGAUCUCCUAGAAAACUCGCUUCGCCGAAGAAACAAACAGAAGUCUCAGCAAAGCCGACGAAGUGUAACACAGCCAAGCCCGAGUCAUCAGUCAGCAGUAAGAAUCUUCCAAAUGUUGAAAAGAGCAUCUCCAAUAGCGACUUUACUCAAUCUAAGGAAAACACUGUUUCUAAAAGCCCAUGUAAAAACGCAAAAGAGGUAGACGUUGCUAUAUCAGACGCUUUCUUAAAUUCGAGCAAGAAGACAUCAAACACGACACGGAAAUCUCGUAAAGCGAUCCAGUUUGGAUCAAAAAUUCUCCUUGGCAUGUCUACAAAAUCGAUAAUCCCAAACAUGUGCGGCGAUGAACGGUCACUACGCAAAAGGAACCAGACAUACAAAUGUACCGUGUGCAACGAGUUGUUCGAGAAUCAGGAAGAGUUGGUGAAACACAUGUUGAUUACCAAUUUCCAUAAUACACGUAGAGCUAGGCGGGCAUUUAGCAAUGCAUCGAAAUCUGAGGAAGCCUCGAUGUUAGACAAAACAGUCGUGAAUAAGAACAGUCAAAAUUUGGAAAAGUCGAAACCGUCAACAUCGCAAGAGCAAUGUUCUUCUGUUAAUGGAGAAGGUAGUUCGCAUCAAUCGGAUAAAUCUGUUGUUGAUUCUGACAUGGAAAUCUCGUCCUCUUCUUCCUCCUCGUUAUCAUCGAGAGUCGUCAAAACGCACCACGAACGUGCCAAGAUGCCACAUAAGAAAACCAAGGCUAAAUCAACUACGAAGUCAAAGUCCAAUCUGAAACUGGAUUCGUCAAAUAGGGCGAAAAGUUUAGAAUCCAAGAAUGUGAAAUUGAAUCGUUUGAGGAACUCUAGAAUAAGACGGAGAUGCACUAUUUGUUUACAGGUCUUUGAUACCUCUUAUCAAUUGUUUCGGCAUACGUUUAAGCAUAUGGCCCACGAUCUCAAGAGUAUGUACACGUCGAUUGAAAAGAUUAAGAUUGCUACUUCGCAAGAGUCUAACGAUAAUGACGAUCAGGUCGAUGAUGUAGGAGAAAAUGCUACUUCGCAAGAGUCUAACGAGAAUAACGAUCAGGUCGAUGAUAUAGGAGAAAAUUUGGUAGAAGCAGUUACGGAAGAGGUCGAAGUAGCCAAAAACGGUGUCAAUGGUCAAGAGAAGAGAUCAGAAAAUACAAACAAAUCAAGCGCGGAGAAUCCUGUUGCUUCAAGAGUAACACAGCCUGGUGCAACUAAGGGAAGAAGCGAUGCUUCGAAUGUGUCGGCGGCAAACACUGUAGAACGAGACUCACAAAGACAGUCGACACCUGUAGCGAACAACGUCGAGCAGAAUGUACAAAUUGCGGAGAAAGUAAGAACGUGUGUCGUUAAAUCGUCUUCGGAGCAAUCGACGAAGUCCUUCACCAUCUGCGAAUGCCACAGGCCCAAGACGAGCAACGAAUCACCGGUUCAGAUCGAGAUAGUUUUAUUGUGCACCAUUUGCCAGACGCUGUUUCGACGCUUGGGCUGCUUCGAGGCGCACUGUGCGCAGCGUUCUGCGGAAGGCACACUCUGUAACAAAAACCGACGGACGAGUAGGAAGUCCACGUUGCUCUGUGUCAACUGUCAGCAGACACUGAACUCUAUCCAGGAGCUGGGCAUUCACUUGGUGAUGCAUUCUCGGCUCUAUCGCGCAAGCACGGCGACUUUUUGGUGCAACAUAUGCAAGGUGAUCUUUUAUGGUCUCGGACAGCUCUUCACCAACCAUUUCCAGAAUCACGCGAAGAACCCGCUCUUCCUAGCUAGUCGUCUUUCGUUCCCGAGGCCUUCCAACAUCGGCUCGAAACUUAUUAAGUUUCGGUCGACGGACAACGACAAUGACCAAUUGCCAGAGUCUUAUAUGCAGAUAGCCGACCAUGUGUGUCAAGAUUGCAGAACACCCUUCAUGACAUUGCAGGCUCUGAAAUCGCACCAGAUGAUCUGUCCAAACGCCACUACCACGUCUACCGAUCCUCGUAGUGGAUCAUCGAACUCGAUCACAUUCACUAAAAUACCAAUUAUGCUGAUAUGCGGAUUCUGCAACAAGACGUUUUACAACAGGAUGUCUUUUGAAGUGCACUCAUUGGAGCAUACGCAGAAACGCGAUGUGCAUCUGCACUAUACUUGCGUGGCUGUCACCGCCGUAACGAAAGUAUAUAUCUGCAAAGUGUGCACAACCAUGUGGCAAUCUUUGCAGAGCUUCGAGGAACAUUGGCAGACUCAUGCUGCGCUGCAGGAGGACUAUAUAUGCUCCCGCUGCCGUAAUCAUUACAAUAGUAUCGAUCUGUUUCAGAGGCAUGCGAGCGUGCACAGGAGCAACAACGAGAUGCAACAGAUGCCGAUCACGUGCGAGGUAGUCUAUCGCGAUAUCAGUAACCUGAACUCUACGAAUUUGCAAAAAGACGCUGCUGGAGACGAUUUACCUUAUAUGGAUUUGACUUGUUUCAACAACGAUCUCAACGUUGAGAAGACUGUGAACGGCAAAUCACGCGAAAUAGAAGAGCUGACUCAAUCAGUGCUGGAGAAAAUCUUGUUUGGGAAUCGACCCGCACAAGAGGCGGUAAUAUCGUCAGAAUUAUCAGUAGGCUCCAAUAAAAAAUUACAAGCAACCAAGAAAGUUUCGCAGGUUCCUGUACAAGUUCCCUCGCCCAAUGUCGUAGUCACGCAGUCGAGACGAAGUAACAACAGCAAUUUGAGGAAUUGUGAUGAUGAUUCUGAAGAGGAAGAGGACCUAACGAUAGUGUUGUCGGAAAGUGAAGAGAGUUCGGUUUCGAGAAAUAUCGACAGCACGCCUUCCAUUAAGCGUCCGAAUACGCAAGAGAACGCGAAAUCAACAUCUAAUUCUGCUGUUACUGAUGAGCAAAUACAACGUUCCAACGACGCGGAUUCAGCAGUCGCAUCAACCUCGAACGACGUGAGUAUAAGUGCGAAUUCAAAUGCCCGACAUAGUGUAAUAACUCCGAGGGAAUCCGCGAACACGCAGCUGAACACAAAUGUGAAUAAUUCAAAGGAUGACAAGAUAUCUGAUGCAAAUAAGACUCUCGAGAAUUGUGUAAAUCAGUCAAACGCGAAUUCUUCGAAAGAAUUGUUGCCGAAGAACGCCAUGAGCUCCGUGCCAAAGUCCUUCUUGCGCGUCAAGUCCUUGGCGGAACUCACAAAUAAUCACUUCUGCCGGUUGUGCGGUAUGUCGUUCGAAUCCCGGCUCAAAUUGAGAGGACAUGUGCCGGCAUGUACACAUAUACACAACUUGCAGUUGGCUCGUCAAGGCAAGCAAGAUGGUCAAACAUCUUCAUCUGAUAACGCGCAAGCCCGGCCGGCGAAACCGAUUAAUCCCGUGGUAUCCGUGCCUACGACAUCGACCCAGGAUUGUCCCGUUUCUUCUGUAGCGUCGACCGCCAACGUGCCUCCAUCCAUCAGCGUGCGUCCGAGUGCACCCAUCAGAGUAAUUGAUACCACCAACUCUCGACAAUACCAAGUGAUCGGUGUGAAGCCACUGCAUUCGGGCAAGUCUAACACGAUUGCAGAUGUAUCAAAACCGAAAGAGACGCUACCUCGUGAAGUGACGCGUCCAUUGAACAAUGUCAAUGCUACGCCGCAUAGCUCGCAGAAGACAGCUUAUCAUCAAAACUUGCCGGCUCAUGUUAGCCAUCCAUUAAAGAAAUCAACUCAACUUACUCAACAGCAACAGAGUACUGGCACCGUAGCAAUUAAACCGUUCUUACAAACUGCUUAUCAAACACCCAGGCCUCCUCCGCCACCAUAUCCACAACAGCAACAGCCGCAGCAACUGCAACAACAGCCGCAACAGUUUCAACAGUUACUACAAGCGCCACAACAGCCACAAUUGCAACAACAGCCUCAGCAGCAGCAACAAUUUCAAAAACAGCUGCAGCAAUCACAACUGCAACAGCUGCAACAGUUACAACAGCAACAACAGCAACAACAACCGCAGCAACUACGACAACAGCAACAAUUGCGACAACAGGUGGAGCAGCAUCUGCAAUACCAGUUACAGCAGCAGCAGCAGCAACUGCAACAAUCACUACAACAAUCGCAGCAACUGCAACAAUUCCAACAGCAGCAACAAACGCAACAAUUGCAAAUCCAACCGCAACAACCGUUGCAACAGCAGCAACAGCAACAGAUGAAUAUUGGUAAUAACGUUAUGCAAUACGUAUUAUCUAAGGAGGGCCAGUCUUACCUAUUGUCACCGAGCAACAUAAUACCAACGAGCUCGGAUAAUGUUAUGCUUGUUCCCGUGAACACAAUGCACCAGACCUCGAAGAAUCCGGAUCGCUACACCUGUUUAUACUGUCCAGGCUUCGAGUGCGGCUCGGUGCAAGAAUUCACGUUACAUGAGCAUUCGCCGAAGCACGAAGCCCGCAGUCAUUACAAUCGCGUUGCUUAUGUACCUCAAGCGUAAACCGUCAGUGACAUUCAUAUUUCUUUACAUCCUCGGCACAAAAAAAGACGCUGAAGUUCAGGAACACUUACAGUCACUAACCGAUAAAGAGAAAUUCUGUACCAUUUUAAUUGACAUUUUGAUUGCGUGAUUCUGAUUGAAUGCAAUCGAAGUAUAGUUUUUAUGAGCUCUUGUUCCGCUAAUGAUGUAUAUAAAUGCAUUUUUGUCUGAAUAGGAGAUAUUUCUGAAUUUAUUUGUCUGAAUUAGACACGAAAACUUAACAAUUGCUCUUAUGUGAUAUUCUGACCAAUCUUUUCAGCACAUCUAGAAACGAUAUAUAAUCAUUUUUAUUUGUCUAAGUUGAUUAAACGAUACAAUUUAUUCUUAUAAUUAGUUGCUACUUAAUCAUAAAUUGCGAGGAUUUUGUAUGUCAUUAAAGAAGAUAAAAUACCAACAAUUUAAAUGUAUAGACGAUAUAGAUAUUAAUUUAUAUUGUAAACGAUUAUUUUUAACAAGUGCCACAAUUAUGAUUUAUAUUUUCAACAAAAAUUAAAAUAUCUCUUAUUGUAUCGGUGCUGUAUACAAGUGUUCAUUCACCAGCAGAGUAUACUUUGCAAAAUAUUUUUAUGUUACCAGAUUGUUAAAUUGCUAAAAGAAUGACCAAACUAUUCUUAGUACCUAUAUGUCAGGAAUACCGUUCGCAUCAAGUGCAACAAUUGAAGAGUAUUCUCGGAAAUACAAAGACUAGAAUUAGCAUUUAAAUCAAUUUUAAAUGGUUGAUAUUCUUUUCUUUUACAGCAACCUGUUAACAAUAACGUUUGUAUAUGAGUACGAGAUUAGCACAAAAUAAUACCGGAUAUGUAUUUCGAGAAGUGGUUCGAGCGAAUAACAGAACAUACGUCUCUAGCAAUUGCACAUACUUCUACUGAAGAAUAAGUGAAAGAAUUUUUAUAAUGAAAUAGGAUUUCGCAGUUGAUUCUAUUUAAAACAAAGACUCAAUCGCUUCGCCUUUUCUUUGAUUCCUUACGAGAGAAUUUAUUACUCCAAAAUAAGACUUUGUAUGUAUCUACUAUAUAUACUUAGAAGAUACGUCAUUAGAAAAUACAUUAUAAUUAAUAUCAAUACAUUAUCGCGAUUUGUUAAUGCUGUUGUUAUUAUGUAAACAAUUUUAGUACUAUUAAGAUUUUCAUUGGAAAGAUUUGUAGAUUUGAUACAUUAUUUAAAAUGUCUGUAAUAUAAAAUUUGAAGGCAACGAAAUUUCAGGAAGGUAUUUACAAUACGAAAUUCAGCAGUGUGAUAAAUAUAAAUAAAUAUAUUUACAUUAAGUAAAUUUUUCUUUGGCGACACUGUAUUUAUCACUUCUUUACAUUUAUAUAUAUUUUUUAUUGCGAACUAUUUUUAUAUUUUGCAAUCGUCAAGGCUUUUUAAUCCAUUAUCGAUUGAAACGUUGCACCAAAUGUUGAUCUUGCAUUGAGUUUUUCGCUAAAGAAAAGUCAAUUUCAAUACUUGUCCAUUUGUCCAUUAAGGUUUCAGUUAAUAAUGAGUACACUUUCAUUCUUUUUAAUACAUUUACGUUUGUAUACUCUCCAAGAUAGAGUAUGGAAGAAGUAAAGUAAUUAUAUAUCAAGGAUAUUUAAAGUAAUUAUCUUUUUGAAAUUUGUACUUUACAUUGUAACAGCAGUAUUGUACAUAAUAUUAUUUGUCCGUCACAUUGCGCAUAUGUCUAUAAAGGAUUAGCUCUUAAUUUUAAUGACAUAUUCUUCGCAGACGAUUUUCUUUUCAAUCGCGAUUUUGUAAAGCGAACUAAAUAACGAAAAUAAAAUAUACGAUUAAUGUAAAACAAUUGACGAGUUCUGAUAGAGCCUAAUUAUUUAUUCUAGUUACUCUAGAUUACCAGCUUUAUUCCAGGUCAUUAACAUUUGUAUAGCAUUGGUGAAAAUAAUAAACAAUUUACGUUAUUUGUAUCGUUGAUACGGAGUUUUUCAACUCGAGAUUUUGGUAUUAUUGAGAUGUUAAAAAUUUUGUAAUUGUAAGAAGUACAUAUUACGCACUCCUGCGAACGCAUACUGUUGCAAAUUCCUAUAUUUACGAAGCGAAAGAGAGAUGAUUGCGAGUGACCGAAUGUAUCUAUAGCGUCUAUCUUGGAGCAAUGCAGUGAUUCACAAAAGUAUUCGUAUUCCUUUAAUUGUCCUGAACAUGUUUUAAGAGAGAUAUUGUAGAAUUCUUGUCAAGAGGAAUGUUAUACCGCGUUGAAUCGUGAGCUUUCGAUUGAUUUUACCCUUAUUGAAAGAUAAUAAUUCACUAAAACAUAACUAACACUAUGGAACUUUGAUUAAAUUUCUGUUGAUAUUAUAACUAUUAUCUUUACAUCAAGCUUAUUUUAAUCGAAAGUGUUUCAUCAAUGCAAUAUACAUGUAUUCCUAUCGAUAAGGAUUCUUUCACAUCUCUAGCAAAAAAUAUAAAGUAAAAUUAUUAAGUAAAAAUUCAAAAGAACCCGAAUACUUUUUUGCCACAUGUGUACAUACACAUUUACAUAAUAUUGUAAAACUUUGUACUGCAUACUUGUAAAUAGACACUUAUCGAAUAUUAGAACUCGAGAUUUCCGGAAAUUCAUUGUUGUGUAGCGGCAACUCGCGUUGCCGUCUUAUUGCAAGGUUAAAGUUGAACAAAUAACUGAAUAUUUUCUGAUACCGAAAUUAUAACGCUGUUAGACUCAUUGAACUUGGUAAUAUUCGAGAUUUAUUUAUCGAAUGAAAUAAUCUUUAUUUUUAAUAAAACGCGUUCAUCACAUUUCUAUAUCUGUCCUAGAAAGUAUUAUGAUAUAUUGUCUUAAAAUUUUGAAGAUAUCUUAUUAAAUUGUUAGAAAGAUAUCUCUGGUACGACAUCUUAUGUUCCUAUUUAUGAUAUCUUUAAGGUAUUGUUUUAAGAUAACUUUAAAACAUUUUAUGCGAAUAAAUUCUGAUUCUAUGACACAAAAAGCAGAUAAUUGAUGAGUGUCAGAAUAAUUCGUGUAAUGUUUCUCACUCUUAAUGCCUAUCUUUAUUUAUUUGAGAUUAUUUGUAGACUUUUCAUGGGCGAAACAAAAAUUAAUUGUAUGGAAACUUAGUAAUAAGAAGAAAAACAGGAAAGAAGAGCUGAUGUUAGGGGAGACCGGGGCUCGUUAUCACAAAAUAUCUCUUAUAUGACAUAGGUACUUUUUCCAAAGUUUUAUUUUAAUGAAACAAAUUUUACAAUAGAAAAAGAGAAAACUCUGAUUCAAGAGGUGCCAAGUAAAUUUUCGAGUGUUUCAAGAUAUCGUACUAAUGUUCUUCAGCUUGAGUAGUAAAUCAACAAUUUAUUUGAGAGAAAAUAAAAAUAAAAUAACUGCAAAUAUACUUUUCUAAAAGCAAGAUUUUAACAAAAUUAUGAUAGGACACGUGGAAUUUGACAUGUAAAAUUUUGACAGCCUUCUCACCGCAUAUGAGAGCAUAAUUGUAUACCAAUUUAUAUUAAAAGACGAAAAUAUGGGUGAGAUAGCGUAAGUUAAAAAAAUAAGUAUAAAGUAUAAUAUUGUACGAUAAAGAAUAUUAUUGUAAGAUACAUAUGCUUUUGAAUAAAUAUGUUAUCGCGACUUGCGUUCGUCUCCUUUA